UUUCUCAUUUAUUUAUUUUUUUUCAAUGUCAUGUCUACAUAUCACUUAAGCGUUUCCCACUUUGGGAAAUACCGCUUUGAGUUUUAAAUUCACAAAAGGAAAAUGUUUGUUGAAAUCUAAUAGGCUUCAUCCCAUUUCUUUCAAGAACUGAGUACAUUAUUUGCUAACUGCACUCAAAAACUUUUUGCACAUUUUUUCUCAUUACUUGUGCACAGCUUUUGACCAACUACCAGAGAAAGUUUCGGAUACAGCACUCGUUCCUAUGGAUCACAAAAUGUGGCCUCUGAAUGGGACUUUAGACGUCACCUAUUCCAAAUCUUGACACAUCUCCAUUUUCCCAAAAAGAGAUUUGGGGUUCGAGGCCGAAGGCGACUUGCCCAAGGCCACAGAGUGGUCUAAUGUUUCGGUUUCUGCAGCCCAGAGCACAAGCUAUCUGUACCUCAAGAGGCUCGGUGAAACGUUGCCUGGCCUGCCUAAGGCCAAACUUCUCACCUCCACUGUGUUGUCCGCAGUUGCCAUGGCAGCGGCUCAUUGUUCCCGCCUCGUCUAGUGACGUCACUGGACCAGUGCCCAAUAGGAAAGCAGCUCGGCGUCACGCCCCGCCUUUCCAGGGCGGCACCACCUUGGCGGUUAGGAGAAGGGUCGCGGGUGCGGGGGAGGCAGGCUCGGGUCGCGGCUGCGGCGAGUUACACCGUUUCCGAUCUGUCACCGUCGGCCGCCGCCCGAGACGGAGCCAGAAUGUUCAGGAUGCCGGGCAGCAGCUUUGAGGAUGAUCCUUUCUUCUCUGAUUCUUUUCUUGCACACCAAGAAAGUGUGAGACGGAUGAUGAGAAGUUUUUCUGAACCUUUUGGAGGAGACUUGCUCAGUAUCUCUGAUGGUCGAGGGAGAGCUCAUAAUCAUACAAGACAUGAUAAUGGUGAAAAUUCCUUGACUCAUACAGAUGUCAGCCCUUUUCAGGCAAUGGAUCGAAUGAUGUUAAAUAUGCGAAACAGUAUGCAGGAAUUACAAAGAAACUUUGGUCAACUUUCAAUGGAUCCAGAUGGACAUUCAUUUUGUUCCUCUUCAGUUAUGACUUAUUCCAAAGUAGGGGAUGAACCACCAAAGGUUUUUCAGGCCUCAACUCAAACCCGUAGGGCUCCAGGAGGAAUAAAGGAAACCAGGAGAGCAAUGAGAGAUUCUGACAGUGGAGUAGAAAAAAUGGCUGUUGGUCACCAUAUCCGUGACCGAGCUCAUGUCAUUAAAAAGUCAAAGAACAAGAAGACUGGAGAUGAAGAGGUUGAUCAAGAGUUCAUAAAUAUGAAUGAAAGUGAUGCACAUGCUUUUGAUGAUGAGUGGCAAAAUGAGGUUUUGAAGUACAAACCAGGGGGACGAUGGCGGAAUCUAGAAAAUACUAGAAUGAGAAGUGUUGGUCAUGAUUCAGGAUCCCGGGAACUUAAAAGAAGGGAGAAAUCUCACCAAAGUCCAGCUAUUGAAAGUGGAAGAAAAUCAAACAUUUUUGUGGACAAACUCAACGUCAAAGGAUCACCUGUGAAAAUCAACAAAAAAUAAAUAGCCAUGCAUUUGAUUUGUUUGGUGUGGGUUGUUUUAACAGAGAAAGUAAUGGUGCUGGGUAAUACACAUAAGACCAAUCUCUUGUUAAAUCAAUACUGUACUUUGUAACUUUCUUCUGAUAUCUGAAUGUUCUCGGAAGUGCUAACUUUAUAUUGUUCCUAAUUUAAGAAUAAAAUUUUGAUUUUCACCAAUGUGA
Galeopterus variegatus (Sunda flying lemur) is the source of this 1747-nucleotide messenger RNA. RefSeq names its product myeloid leukemia factor 1 (gene MLF1). The coding region runs from base 739 to 1548 and encodes 269 amino acids. NCBI's taxonomy places the organism in Eukaryota, Metazoa, Chordata, Mammalia, Dermoptera, Cynocephalidae. Gene Ontology annotation, cellular component: cytoplasm; nucleus. The transcript has 7 exons. Gene Ontology annotation, biological process: regulation of DNA-templated transcription. The record is from RefSeq and is a predicted model, not a curated record.